AUGAAGGCCGUCAUCGCGGCCGCGAUGGGGUUUGCAACCUCCAGCUGGUACAACAGCGUUUCUAGCUCAUCCAACUGCGCCACGCCGAGCAGCCCAUUCUCGCAAUCUGAGUUUCGCUCCUUUCCGUUGAUGGAUGUCUAUGACGAGUCCCAUAACACGAAGGUGUUCCGCUUUGCGUUGCCGGAGGCCGAUAUGCCACUGAACCUGGAGGUAGCUAGCUGUGUUAGCUUCCGCUUUUUCGACAAAGAUGGGAAGGAGGUUAUUCGCCCCUACACACCGCUUAACCGCAGUGAUCAGCUUGGCUACUUCGAUGUUAUGGUGAAGAAGUACCAGGGCUCAAAGAUGGGCACUCAUUUGUUCUCAAUGAAGAAGGGUGACACCAUCGACGUCAAGGGACCGUGGAUGAAAUUGCCGAUCAAGGCAAAUCAAUACAAAACGAUUGGCAUGAUUGCCGGUGGUACGGGUAUCACGCCGAUGUACCAGGUAGCGCGCCAUGUGUUUCACACACCGAAGAACAACACAGAAAUCACGCUCAUCUACGCAAAUGAACGCAAGGAAGACGUGCUGCUUGGGAACGAGCUGAACGAGCUAAUGGAGGCGUACCCACGCUUUUCGCCGUACUUUGUGCUAUCGAAGGCACCAUCUGACUGGAUGGGCGGCGUCGGCUAUGUCAACAAGGAGAUGAUCAAGUCACUGAUGCCUGCGCCGAACCGUGCGGGUGAUUCUAUCAUUCUUGUCUGUGGACCGCCGCCAUUUAUGGAAGCUAUUUCGGGUGAUAAAGACUUCAAGAGCAACCCACCAUCCCAGGGUGAGCUGAAGGGCUACCUGAAGGAACUUGGCUACAUGCCGAAGAUGGUGUACAAGUUUUAG
This is a messenger RNA of Leishmania mexicana MHOM/GT/2001/U1103, 870 nucleotides long. RefSeq names its product putative NADH-cytochrome b5 reductase. The coding region runs from base 1 to 870 and encodes 289 amino acids. The record is from RefSeq and is a predicted model, not a curated record. NCBI's taxonomy places the organism in Eukaryota, Euglenozoa, Kinetoplastea, Trypanosomatida, Trypanosomatidae. The transcript has a single exon. Gene Ontology annotation, molecular function: cytochrome-b5 reductase activity, acting on NAD(P)H.